Molecule: messenger RNA, 1680 nt
Organism: Aspergillus versicolor CBS 583.65
Lineage: Eukaryota; Fungi; Ascomycota; Eurotiomycetes; Eurotiales; Aspergillaceae
Exons: 6
Coding region: 1-1680 (559 amino acids)
Biological process (GO): regulation of DNA-templated transcription
Molecular function (GO): DNA-binding transcription factor activity, RNA polymerase II-specific; zinc ion binding
Source: RefSeq, a predicted model, not a curated record
AUGAACCUAGGCCAUGAGAGCCGGAGACGACGCAGUCCCCUGGCGUGCAACACUUGUCGAGCACGACGGACGAAAUGCGACGGGCAGCGACCAAAAUGCUCUUUUUGCGUUGAGCGCAGCAAGGACUGCUUCUAUCAGGAGUCUCAAGGUCUUGCACCCGAUCCCCAGAAGCUGGAACUAUCUAGAAUAUGGGAACAGCUGCAGCGUAUUACUGAAGUAGUACAAGGCCAGUCUCUGAAUAGCUCGCCCUCGCCCAAGGCCCAGCAACCAUCUGUUUAUUCGUCCAUUGAAUUUCCGAUCAUGGUGAUCCAAAACACAUCAUUCAUGAACCUUCUCCACCUCAACCAGUCCUUACCUGUGUUUCUCGAAGACCUGGAGCGCAGCAGACCUGAAAUAUCUCCUCACCCACCCAGAAUCCCCACUGUGAUAAUCGACCACCAGCGCGCGUCCGUCCUUGUGAAUGCAUUCAUGGAGAAGAUUCAGAUCUGGUACCCAGUCCUGCAUGCCGAGUACAGCAAAGAGUUCGUCCAGGCGAUAACUUCCUGUUUUCCGCCCUCGGUUGAGUCCUGCCUCACUCUUCUCGUCUUAGCCAUUGGAUGUGUGGCGGAGUGUGAAACCAUCAUGGACGCCAUGCAUACAUGUGCGGGAGGGACAUACAUCCAAGCGAGUAUGGAGAUGCUGCCAUGUGUCUUUGCAGAUAGUAGUCCGCGAAGCGCGCAGUGCCUGCUCUUGUUCGGUAUUUACUACCUCUGCUAUGCGCAACCCUGCCAGGCGCACGACUAUGUAGCCAUGGCUUCGUACAGAUUGCAGGAUUAUUUGAUCAAUGAAUUGAGCACCGAUGAUGAUACCAUAGAAGCAUCAAUCUUCCGAAACUGCUUCUGGUCAGCCUUGCUGAUUGAAAGCGAGAUCAGAGUCCAACUAGACCUCGUCAACAGUGGAAUCUGGAAUGUAGCUUCAUACUCUCCAGGCCCAGUAAGCUCAGCAACUCGGAAGUGGAACCAACCACAGCAUUUCGAGUCUCCCAACAGUCCAGACAGUACCAGCGACAGCGACAGCGACCUGUCUUACUUCGUCGCGGAGAUCGCUAUGCGCAACAUGCUACAGCGCUGCACCUGGUCGAUCAGCACCUUGUCCCAGGGUAAGCACGUCUACGCACCCAUUGUCGCCGCCGAGCUGGAGUGCCAACUAGACGAGUGGCUGCAUAUGCUGCCAGAGCCGAUAUCGUUCGGCGCUUCAAGCUCAUGCACGGGCGACUCGUGGCCGAAUUCAGCGCGGCGCACGUUUCUGCGCACGCAGUAUUACGCGUUCAAGGCGUCAAUUUACUGGCCCGCAGUUUAUGAAGCACUCAGUGCAGGAAAGGCAAACGAUGACCUCCUACUGCAUGUCCGUAAAUUCUUCACCAGCUACGCCGAAUUCGCGACCAGCGCCGCGUCUGCUGUGACGGUAUGUAAGCCGAAUGUAUGGACUUUGUAUGCGAGUGUGUUUACCAUCUCUAUGGCAACAUCGGCAGCGCUAGAAGAUCCAAGUUUAUCAGAAGGAGCAGACUUUCCAAGCGUUUCCCGAGGCCUCAGAUUAGCUGCUGAGCUGCUCGCGAAUAUGGCGGACGUGAGCCCCUCGCUGCGGGAAAUGAGUGUGAUGUUGAACGACAGGGUCCUUCAGGGAAACGUUUCCGCGAUUUAG